This is a messenger RNA of Phoenix dactylifera (date palm), 2874 nucleotides long. RefSeq names its product exosome complex exonuclease. Lineage: Eukaryota; Viridiplantae; Streptophyta; Magnoliopsida; Arecales; Arecaceae. The record is from RefSeq and is a predicted model, not a curated record.
AUCGUUACAUCAACCUUUUAACCUACUACUUUCCAUCGGUGAACGAGACGACGCGGUCGGACUCCUUUCGUAUAAAACAGCAGAGGCAGCAGAGCUGGGCAUUUGCAACCGCUCCUCGUCAAAACCUCCCCUUCCUCCCGAUCCUGUAAUAGUUGACUCGUAGCAAGUGGAACAAAGAGAAGUUGGGUGCAAGACGGUCUGGUUCUGGUGCAGAUGUGACACAAACAGGUUUGGUUCAGUCUCUUGUCAAGAUACAAUCCUGGCUCUCUCCAUUUCAAGUCUAGUAUUCUCAACAGCUCCUCAUGAAGCUCUCCUCACUCAUGUGGUCAUUCUGCUGGUCUGAAUAACAAGUGCAUGUUUCUACUUGCCAAGGAUGGUUCAUCUCUAACAGAAAAGAAGGGGCACAAUACCUUUUUGCAGAUCAAGUGUCUGAUAAGACUGUCUUUAUGAAGGUGGUCUAAGGCAUGCUGAAACUUUGGGAUUGUGUGAAUGAAGAAUAAGUGUAGAUUGUGAGAAGUACAAUGUGCCACAAGAUCAUAUCAAGUCUUGCUGCUCUCCCAGAGUCCCUAAAACAAAGGGGAGCUGGACAUUAUGGCCAUCUGAAUGUGGCAUUCUACCACCAUGCUGAAGAACUUGAACAAGAGUCAGUGCAGUCGGAAUGGUAUAAAAUAGCCUAUGCUAAGCUCAUUAGAUUGGCCCAUAUACUUAAAAAUGUGGAGCAGAUUGAUGGGAGGCUCACUAACAGAUACAGCAGCUCAAUCAUCACAGACGAUCAUAUCAUCUCCUAUAUGAAGACCUUCAACUCACUGGCUAAAGCCUUUAUUGGAUCUUCGUCAAUGCAGUGUGCUUAUAAGAAGGGCAUCACAUCGGCCGAUCGAUCUGUAUUGGCCAUGGGCUUCCAUGAACCAAACAAAAGGGACUCCAUGAUGCUGAACUCUCUUACUAGGGUCUGUGACUUCCUGAACAUCUCGGCUCAGCAAAGGAAGUCUAUCCGUCUGACUGUCUGCCCACAAGUCACACAGCACCACAUAUGGAGGGGAGCACUUGAGCAGGUGCUUAAAGAUUUGAAAUAUGAAAUGAACUCCCUUCGAUGCUGUUCUCUGACAUUUCAGAUGGGUGAGCAGAUAGUAUUGAGCUGCAUCAAGUUUUGUGCCGAUGCCACCUAUAUUUCAAGCUCUGUCUCUCCAUCAUGGAUGCGACCAGCACCUUUAAAAAAGGUUGAGAAGCCACUGCCAUCACGCAGGUGGGAGGAAGUUCUUGAGAUGUUUGUGGAUCUCACAAAGUGCUUAGGGCAAGAGGAAAUGUUGAGUCAUCAUGUCUUGAAGCUUGAAGCGAUGAAAGAAGGGUUGUAUCAGAUCAAAGAUAUCUUGGUCGAGAGGGAUAUCAGUUACAAGGAGGCCCGACAUGAAGACUGCCUGAUUCAGAAGAAGUUAACCAAGAGCUUGGGCCACUCUUCCAAGUGUUUGUUCACACUACUCCUCUACUAUCUAUAUGGCAAUGUGAGAGAUAUUGAGAUUGAGGUUUCUGGAGGGGUGUAUGAAACUGAUGGCAGGUUUUAUUUGAGCAUUGGGAAGAUUGUGACUUCUUGCGAUGAAUCGAUGGUAUGGAAUGGAGUGAAGCAGCUGAAUAGGGCUCUUGGAGUCUUCAAGUUUGUGUGGGAAACAGCAGUUAUGAAAGGGGUGUUGGAGUUGCAAGGCCACCUCUGGUGUAUGGGGGCUGAGGAAAAAAUUCUUACAUACAGAGGUAAUGUGUUUUAUGUGCAUGGAAUGAGGCCUUGAUGGAUGCGGAAGUUAGUUCUCCACUAAACAGUUGGAAUGAAUUCUUUUCUUGGGAUUGGACUUAGAUGAUCAGGAAAAUAUGACUCAGGUUGCAUAUCCUAGUCGAAGAGAAAGAUGCUUGAUUUGAUGAAUUUGUCAAAUCUACUUGUUUUUGGAUUUAAAAAUGGACAGCCAUAGUAUAGGACCUGUAGCAAAUGAUAAAUCGUGCAAGGAAUUAAAGAGGCCCAUUGUUGUUCCGUCAAGUUGUGGCAGCUGCGAGAGCUGUCUGAGGAGUCUCCAGUUUGAGUGAUCUGAUAAUGGAUUGAAUAAAUAUUGUUCCUUGUCUCGUUUUGCCAUGGAAGAUACAUUGUAUAAUGGGAAUGAUAAUUUGAAUCACUUGAUGCCAUUUACUACCGGGCAAUAUGCGUACCUUCCAAAUUGCUCAUAUCUUGUUGUGUUGAUGAACAUCCUUUCAAGCUUAUUAAAUGGUGCGUACAUUAUGCCAAGAUAACUUCACUACAGUUGAAACAGGUGCAGAGAAGAUGAGGCAUUGGCUCAACACCUUCUUAUUCAUAGCAAAUUGGAGUCUGGAUCAACUGGUGACAAGCAUGAGGUGGUCCGCAUCAGCCAGAAUCGAACAUUGUGAUUUGUGUGGGGCCAUUGGAGGGCAUAACAGAUCUGCAGUCAGCAAAUCAAACAAAAUAUGCUGGACUCACUCUUUUGGCUCUCAUGGUUUCGGUCUUCCCUCGGUGUAUCCUAAGAUUUCCUGUUGUUGAGAACAAUUGUAGAGGAGGGGGGAAAGAAAAGAAAAUCUUCGGUUCCUUCAGAUCAAGGAGGUGAGUUCCUCAACUUUGAGUUACCUUAUCAAUUUCGGAACUUCCAGAAUUAAGUGGUGGGCAUCACACUUUGUUAGAGUUGCAAGACCAUACUUGGUGAGUAGGGAUAAUAAUAGGGCUCUAACAUAUAAAGAACUGCUUCUUUGUAAACAGGAUCAGACUCUAACCAUGUAAAAGAACAUAAUCAAUUCCUUAUUAUUUUUAAUCUGUUUUUCAGAAGCCAGCAUCUGCUAGUUUUGCACCUAACAAAAUGAUAAGAGAGCCUUGUCGUUCCGAUUUCA